This is a messenger RNA of Balaenoptera musculus (blue whale), 1969 nucleotides long. RefSeq names its product threonine synthase like 2 (gene THNSL2). The record is from RefSeq and is a predicted model, not a curated record. The transcript has 10 exons. Lineage: Eukaryota; Metazoa; Chordata; Mammalia; Artiodactyla; Balaenopteridae. The coding region runs from base 301 to 1755 and encodes 484 amino acids. Gene Ontology annotation, biological process: dephosphorylation; 2-oxobutyrate biosynthetic process. Gene Ontology annotation, molecular function: pyridoxal phosphate binding.
CGCACGUCCAGAACCGGGCACUCCCGCCGCGCCCAAUCCGCCUCCCGGGCCGCGCCCCGCCACUCCCAGAGCCUGGCACCAGGAUUUCUGCAAUUCUUGGAAAGUCCCGACACUGAGAAGUCUGCGGGGUUUUCAGAGGCUGGGAGUGGAGCCUUAUCCCGAAGACCUUAUUAAAACCGUCUUGGCCCAAGACCAGGCCAGCUGGAGGACUGGUGCCCAGUGACCUUGGAGAGGCCGGCGCCUGCCGUGGGCCUGCCGGGGCCUCCACCCCAGGGGCCGCAGUCUGAGGCCUCCAGGAUCAUGUGGUACGUCAGUACUCGGGGGAUGGCCCCACGGGUUGACUUUGAAGGGGCCCUUUUCUCUGGCUAUGCUCCAGAUGGGGGCCUCUACAUGCCCGAGGAGCUCCCUCAGCUGGACAGAGAGACCCUGCGUCAGUGGAGUGUGGUCUCCUACCCCAGCCUGGUGAAGGAGCUGUGUAGCCUCUUCAUUGGGCCCGAGCUCAUUCCAAGAGAUGACUUAAAUGAUCUGAUCGACCGAGCCUUCAGCAGAUUCCGACACAAAGAGGUGGUCCAUCUAUCCAGGUUGAGGAAUGGGCUGAACGUGCUGGAGCUGUGGCAUGGGGUCACCUAUGCGUUUAAGGACCUGUCCCUGUGCUGCGCUGCACGGUUCCUGCAGUACUUCCUGGAGAAGAGGAAGAAGCACAUCACCGUGGUUGUAGGAACUUCUGGGGACACAGGCAGUGCUGCUAUCGAGAGUGUUCAGGGGGCAGAGAACGUGGACCUCAUUGUUCUGCUGCCCAAAGGUCGCUGCACAAAGAUUCAGGAGCUCCAGAUGACGACAGUGCUGAGAGAGAAUGUCCACGUGUUUGGAGUGGAGGGGAACAGCGAUGAGCUGGACGAGCCCAUCAAGGCCGUGUUUGCCGAUGUGGCCUUUGUCAAGGAGCACAACCUGAUGAGUCUGAAUUCAAUCAACUGGUCCCGCGUCCUCGUGCAAAUGGCCCACCACUUCUUCGCUUAUUUCCGGUGUGCACCAGCCUUAGACUUGCACCCACUGCCCCCCGUGGAGGUGGUUGUACCAUCGGGGGCUGCCGGUAACCUCGCAGCUGGGUUCAUCGCUCAGAAGAUGGGCCUGCCCAUCCACCUGGUUGUGGCAGUGAACUACAAUGACAUCAUCCACAGGACCGUCCAGCGGGGAGACUUCUCUCUGUCUGAGGCCGUCAAACCAACCUUGGCAUCAGCUAUGGACAUUCAGGUGCCGUACAACAUGGAGAGGAUCUUCUGGCUGCUAUCUGGCUCUGACAGCCAGGUGACAAGAGCCCUCAUGGAGCAGUUUGAAAGGACCGGAAGUGUGAGUCUACCCAAGGAAUUGCACAGCAAGCUUUCAGAGGCAGUAACGUCUCAGUCAGUGUCAGACGAGGCCAUCAUCCAGACCAUGGGCCGCUGCUGGGAAGAGAACCAGUACUUGCUGUGCCCUCACUCGGCCGUGGCCGUGAGCUACCAUUACCAGCAGGCAGACAGGCGGCAGCCCAGCCCUCCCCGCUCUUGUCUGGCUCCCGCCUCUGCAGCCAAGUUCCCGGAGGCCGUGCUGGCUGCCGGGCUGACCCCGGAGACUCCCGCGGAGAUCCUCGCCCUGGAGCACAAGGAGGCGCGCUGUACCCCGAUGCGGAAGGGUGACGACUGGACGCGGAUGCUUCGGGGCCUGAUUGAGGACCUGAGCCGGCAGCAGCAGGGGCGCUUCCGGAAAGCGCCGGCGUAGCCAGGCUGGAGCUGGCUUCCUUUAGGCUUCGGACCCUGGGAGGUGUCCCCUCUGAGCUGCCUUGCGCACCUUCUCUCCAUGCUUCGGACCCUGGGAGGUGUCCCCUCUGAGCUGCCUUGUGCACCUUCUCUCCAUGCAGAUGCCUUGUGCACCUUCUCUCCAUGCUUCGGACCCUGGGAGGUGUCUCCUCUGAGCUGCCUUGUGCACGUUCUCU